CACGCCCAUCUACCUUUAUAACACAGCCCUUUACGACCACAUAGUUUGUCUCCUCUCAAGGGUCAUUUUUUUGUGCAGUAUUUCCUUUUAAAGCUGCAAUGCAAUUGCAAAGGCGGUUCGUGGGCUCGCUCGUCUUCACCGUAAUCGUCAGCGGGCUGCUCCUUCCCCACGGAAACGGAAACUUCAUGUGCCAGCGGGCUCAUGAAAAUGUUUACGAGGCAGACGGCUGCCCCAUCAAGAUCGUUCGCCAUCCAUCAAACAGCAAAUGUGUCUCCGUCCAGGUUUGGAUUCAACGUGGAGACUUGAGUCGAGCUCCCACAAUUGAACUUGCAUCCUUGAGAAAAGAGAUCAUCAGGCCCGUCAUCACGUAUAAGAGAAAAAAGAAAAAGUGGCACGUCAAGAAGAACAGAAGUACAAUCCAAGUGUGGUGUCCCGACAACUCUGACCUGCGUGGGCCACAUAGCAACGACACUUUAACCUCAUGGGAGCUGCUUUGCGACUGUGUGGAGGCCAAGCUACGGCUUCCCGUCACUGUAUCCUACCACGCCGCGUCGAUACGUUGCAGUGUCAACUACACUCUACCGGAUCCUGUGCCCAGCUUCUCUUUGUCUGUGCAUCAUGCAUCCAAAUCCAUCAACGUCACUGUGGAGUCGGAGAAUAAAGUCAUCACGAGGUGGUGCUACAAGCAGAGUGCUCACAAUUGCGUCCAAGGCUCGCCUUCCAACAUAAUCAUCAUUGAUCCAGCUCAGUCUCGCUCUGCACUUGUCAAGAUCCCGUUCAUGCUUCCGUGCGUCUGCAUACAAGUUUUUUACACCCACGCAGACGCCCCACGCAAAAUGGUGUGCCCUCUACAACACUUCCCUCUGCCAGAUGCGGAAAAUGUGUGGCUGUCCUCCAAGAUCACGCUGUACGAGUCCACUUUGAUUUGGCGCUCCGUGUGUCCCGCCCAAGCCUUCCCCGUAUCUGCUUCCCUCUGCUGGACGCAUCACAAACACAUCUGCACCCCCUUGCCCAACUCCACCCUUGACGUGCAGGAAGAUGGCACAAACCUGAUAUUUAACAUCUCAGCUGUGGACAAACACCCGCAGAUGUGCGUGAAGUUUUCCCUGCAAGGCAGCCACAACAUCUCUUGCCCCUUCAUGGCUGAUAUGCCAUCUUGGCAUGUUUCUCUGGAAGCUGGGCUGCGUACGCUGUCUGUGUUGGUCAAGUCUUCCGCAGCGGCCACCUUCUCGGCUCAAAUGUGCGUGCUGAGCCAGAGGGAAUGCACAUCCCGAGGGCCCGUCUGCGCAGUGGCGGUGGAAGCAGCGUCUGAGAGCAAAGUAAGCAUGCCUCUCCACUGGGCUGCGGGGAGCGCGUGUGUGCAGGUGUGGCAGUCAUUCCCCGCCCAAACUGGACGAAGAAUUCUGUGUCCACACGGAACUCGUGACAGAUGGGGGGCGAUAGCGGCAGCAGUUUUGAUUCUUCUCACCGUGCUUGCCGUUUUUCUCCACUCUCUCAAGAAAAAGGCAGCAAAAGCUUGGCUGUUCAUCCAGAAGCCAGUGUUGCUGGUGUGCUCGUCAGACACGUCGUCGCACGUUUCGGCCGUGUGUGCCUUGGCUUCCCUGCUUCGGGCGGAUCUAAGCGCCACGGUCCAUGUGGCCCUGUGCGCCGCAAGCUCGCAGAUGCGGGCGGAAGCUGGCGCCGAGACCAGCGUGGCCGACCUGGGCCCGCUGCCAUGGCUGUACGGGCAGUGGGAGGCUGUGCAGGAGGCGCAGGGAAAAGUCUUAAUAAUCUGGAGUCCCGAGGCCAAAAGGACGUACGGCAAAUGGAGGCAGCGUACGCGUGGCGGCAAAGACGAGGCUGACGACAAUUCCCAACACGAUGCCGGACGACCGGGAAUGCUUGAGGAAGGUGGGGCCGGAACGUGCGAAGACAAAGAACGGCUGAUGGAGGACCAACGCUCAGCCGUCAUCGAACCUGUGUUUGCGGCUGCUCUAGCCUGUCUGGAGAGCGCCCUGCACCGGCGCAAAGAAGGAGGCGUGGCCUUGGUCUACUUUCGUGGCCUGUGCCGCAGCAGGGACAUCCCUGAAGCCUUUCGAGACAUCCCUCGCUACUGCAUGCCGCGGGAUUUGGGAGGGCUCAUUGGGGAGCUCGAAGGCCCCAGGGCAACUAAUAAGACCUUUUGGGGGCGUUGUUGGUGUAGACUGCUUUCAAAGGGGAUGUCAGUGUGGCUGGCGAUGCAGUUGGCCCGCCGGCUGCGGACGCUGCUGCCUAAUGUGCAAAGGACAAAAGGCCCAAGGUGAUGAGUCUCAUCAGUCAGGAAAAAAAAGCUGGAUACAAUGCGGGGAAGAUCUUGCUGGCACUCGAAAAGGUAAUGAAGCGAGAGCACAACAGACGGCGGAGAAGCAUAAAAAAUCCGUCCUUGUGUGACUUCUACAUUCUGUAGUGAGGCAGCAGGAUUCUCAAUUACAGCGGCCCAAGCUUGAAUUUACAAUGACCUGUUGUGAAUAGAAAUGCCAUAGUGGCAUCAAACACGCGGCUUAGCUCCAUAGACUAAGCUCAGAAAGUGUCCGAAGAUGCCUGUGGAAAUGCACAUCAAGCGUUUGGAAAGUCACAGCGUUUUUGGAAUGCUCUUCAGUUAUUCAGAGUGCCACAAAGGGGCUGCCCGGAGCACGCUUCGUUGUUGAAGAGCGCCAGGCAGGACAAGAUGGAAGCUGUACAAGCAAGAUGUGAGGGUUAGGGGAUGAUGAAGAAUUUGGUAAUAACUUGUUCAUAAAUUCAAAGAAGGUGAGCCCACUCUGCUCCUCGGAACACUAGCACGGUUUAAUUUAGGUCAUUCAUUUGCUCUUCUGUCAGGAUAAUAUUCAUUUUGUUUUAAUACAUUCAUAUUUGAUCUAUAUUCGUUGUUUACUUUUGUUCAUUGUUGGACACCCUCUCUCAUUUGAUUCUGAACGGUGGCUAGUCUGAAGUUGUGCUUUUGAAGGUUUGCUCUCAUGUCCAUAAAAAUUAAAAAUAAAUUUCUGCAAUUUAUUAUCACUAAUACGUAGAACAAAACAAAGAUUAUCAAAUGGGUAGUUAUUGGCAUGUAUUUUACUGGGGUAAAAUACAUAAAAAAUCUCCACUUAUCGAUAUCAGUAUGCACAUUAAAAUAAUGCGGAAACUGUG
Messenger RNA from Syngnathus typhle (broad-nosed pipefish), 3144 nucleotides. It is a transcript of the gene il17re, whose product is annotated as interleukin-17 receptor E. The coding region runs from base 99 to 2282 and encodes 727 amino acids. NCBI's taxonomy places the organism in Eukaryota, Metazoa, Chordata, Actinopteri, Syngnathiformes, Syngnathidae. The transcript has 17 exons. The record is from RefSeq and is a predicted model, not a curated record. Gene Ontology annotation, molecular function: interleukin-17 receptor activity.